UUAUGUAACUUUAAAAAUACAUUGCGUAAUCUGAAAUUGUGCCGGGUCACGAUUGUUUCGCUCGAUACACAGCUCCUCAUCAAAGAGGAGAAUCGCGUAAAUAAUAAACAGUAAUACAAAGAGUGGCAAUUGUUGUACGGUGCAAUUUAUCGAACGUCAAGGGGAUCGAUACAGAAACAAAUGACUCGGUUUGUCAGUCGCGCCAUUUCCGUUGCCAGACAGUCGACUUUCAGUUGCUUUACACGAUCACUUCACGUAUCGCCAAGAAACAUGGUUAUCGCUGUUGGAGAUAAAGUGCCUGAAGUGGACCUCUUCGAAGAUUCCCCAGCUAGCAAGGUCAACCUCGCCAAAACUUCGGCUGGAACAAAAAUCAUUGUUUUUGGGGUUCCAGGAGCGUUUACCCCAGGAUGUUCCAAGACUCAUCUGCCAGGAUUUGUGCAGAAAGCUGAUGAGUUGAAGUCUAAAGGAGUUUCUGAGAUCUUUUGUAUUAGUGUGAAUGAUCCUUUCGUGAUGGCCGCUUGGGGAAAGGACCAUCAAGCUGGUGGAAAAGUGAGAAUGUUGGCUGACACCAAUGCCGAAUUUGCGAAAGCUGCGGACCUUGCCAUGGACCUCCCAGUCCUCGGUGGCACUCGGUGCAAGCGUUUCUCCAUGGUUGUGGAGAAUGGAGUUGUCAAGGAGAUCAAUGUCGAACCUGACAACACCGGUCUCAGCUGCUCACUCGCUGACAAAAUCAAAGUCUAACUGAACCCAGUGCUCAACAAUUCCUUAUCACUUACUUUAUGACUUAUUCGUUGAUUGACGAAACGCAAAUUAAGCCACGUUAUCACCGCAAUCUACAUAUCCAUGUAAUACUUUCGUUACACAUAUCUCAACUCCAACUUCGAUUGUUCCACAUUUUCCUUACAUUUAGAUGUCUAGGUUUCAAGUUAUCGAUUAAAUGAAGCAAAUAUGAGUGAUGAAAAACAGUGAAAAAUUAAAUAGUGUCAUGCAAACUACCUGUUCAACUUUAUCAAGUUGUGAAUGCAAUUUGGAUUAAUAAACCAGUGGAAUAAA
Molecule: messenger RNA, 1053 nt
Organism: Diachasmimorpha longicaudata
Lineage: Eukaryota; Metazoa; Arthropoda; Insecta; Hymenoptera; Braconidae
Gene: Prx5
Product: peroxiredoxin-5, mitochondrial
Exons: 4
Coding region: 181-741 (186 amino acids)
Biological process (GO): hydrogen peroxide catabolic process; cell redox homeostasis; cellular response to oxidative stress
Cellular component (GO): peroxisome; cytoplasm; mitochondrion
Molecular function (GO): thioredoxin peroxidase activity
Source: RefSeq, a predicted model, not a curated record